Messenger RNA from Tremella mesenterica DSM 1558, 750 nucleotides. RefSeq lists its product as uncharacterized. The record is from RefSeq and is a predicted model, not a curated record. Gene Ontology annotation, molecular function: SNAP receptor activity; SNARE binding. Gene Ontology annotation, biological process: endoplasmic reticulum to Golgi vesicle-mediated transport; vesicle fusion. Gene Ontology annotation, cellular component: Golgi apparatus; SNARE complex; late endosome membrane. Bases 1 to 750 code for a protein of 249 amino acids. NCBI's taxonomy places the organism in Eukaryota, Fungi, Basidiomycota, Tremellomycetes, Tremellales, Tremellaceae. The transcript has 5 exons.
AUGAACUCGCUCAAUGCGUUGGGGAACAGACAUGUCAACGCCCUUCAGGCCGACCUGGCAAAAUUGGAGAGUGGUGAAAGUGGGCCUAGCGUGCAGGGUCAGGUAACAACCACCCUCGGCGCUUUAUCGAGAUUGAUAGACGACUAUGAUUCCCUGGCGAAGAAAGAGAUGGUCACUGCUGCACGAGAGAAAGCUUUUACAAGAGUAAGGAAAUUGAAGAACGAUUAUGCAGAGUUGAAAGCGAGAUUUGAGCGUGCAAAAAGUGAAGGAUUUGUAAAGGCCCGAAGCGAACUCCUCUCCAUAUCUACAUCCACAUCUACCACAUCCACCGCCGUCCCCUAUUCCCCCAAUCCCGCACAAGCAGUCCAACGUAGAACUUCUAAUCACCCCGGUCCACCAUCCCCAAUUCACGAAUCCCCUUUCUCUCAAAAUCCCCUAUAUCAACCUAAUCAUCCUAUCUCUUCAAGAGAAGAUUUCGCCCUUCGAGAACAUACCUUUUUACAAGAAUCGGAGAAUGCCAUUGAUGGAUUUAUCGCUCAAGGAAGAGCUGCUUUGGAGAAUAUAGUAGAACAGAGGGGAAUGUUGAAAGGUACAAGAAGGAGAUUGUUGGAUGCUGCGAACACGUUAGGAUUGAGCAGGGAGACUAUAAGUUGGGUGGAAAGGAGAGCGAAACAAGACGCCUGGAUAUUCGGCGUAGGAGCCAGCGUGACUUUGUUCAUGUUCUGGGUCAUAUGGCACUAUCUCGGAUGA